ACUGGUUUUUUCUCAUCAGUUGUUCUUACUCAACCUAUCAAAAUUGUAUGUUUGGCUAUAUUCUUUAUAUGUUUUUGUCGAAAUUCAAAUAAUGAUAAAGAAACAAGUGAAUAUAUAAAUGAUGAUGAUGAAUUUAAUUUAGGCAAUGAUGAAGAUUAUCUUCAAUCACCGGAGUUUCACUCGUUAUUUUCUUCUCCAUCUUUAAAAAGUAUUAAUCGUCUUAAUGAAAAUGAAAUUGCUCAUGCUCGUGAUCAACGUUUAAAACAAAUUCAAAUGUUGACAAUUAUUCGAGAAUUUCUGAUUAAUUUGAUAUUUGCAAUGUUAAUUUUUGUCAUAACUUAUUCAAAUCGUGAACAACAUAGUUUUUUUCAAGUCAAUCAUUUACGGGCUUAUUUUCUCGAUCAAAGACAAACUACAGUUGAUUAUACUAAAAUCAAUACAAUCGAUGAAUAUUGGUAUUGGUUAGAAAAUAGUUUUGUUUCAAAUGUUCGUGCACAACAAUGGUAUAAUGGAGAUAUUCCACAAUAUUUAAAUGGAUUUUUAAAUGAUAAAUCUAAUCGAUUCAUUGGUUGGGCAACAAUGAGACAAUUACGUGUUAAAUCAGAAUUAUGCCCCAAUCAACGUGUUAUUUUAACAUGCCAAGAUAGUUAUAGUUUUGCUAAUGAAGAAACAGAAUUAUUUCAACCACGAUGGACAACAAAUGCAACGACUGAAGAAUUCAGUUCAUCGGUGAUAAAAGCAUUUAACUAUACUACGAGUGAUGAAUUAGAUACAUAUACAUAUGUAGGUGAAUUUGCAACAUAUAGAGGAGGUGGUUAUGUAUAUGAAUUUCGUGGUAGUUUAUCUGAUAUGAAAACAAAUUUAUCUAAACUUCAUCAAUUAGAUUGGAUUGAUGAGAAAACAAGAGCUGUUUUUAUUCAACUAACAUUAUAUAAUCCAAGUGUUGAAUUAUUAACUGCAGUUACUUUACUUGCUGAAUUUUUACCAACAGGUGGUAUUUAUACAACAGCUCGUUUCGAACCAAUUAAUUUCUACACAUUUACAUCAAUAUUACAAUUAGUUUGUACAA
Molecule: messenger RNA, 1069 nt
Organism: Adineta steineri
Lineage: Eukaryota; Metazoa; Rotifera; Eurotatoria; Adinetida; Adinetidae
Source: the annotation of a GenBank genome assembly